AUGGGUCGUCGGAAAAUUGAGAUUGUGAGAGUGAAGAACCCCAACAGGAGACAAAUAACGUUUUCAAAGCGUCGAACAGGGUUGUUCAAGAAAGCGAAUGAGUUGUCCAUCAUGUGUGGUGCAAAGAUUGCCAUUGUCGUGUUCUCUCCGGGGAACAAACCCUACUCGUUUUCCCACCCAGGAGUUCAUGUUGUUGCUACUGAAUUUCUUCAGCAAGAUCUCAGAUCAAACCAACUCCAAAGAGGACCCUCUUUUGAUGUUUAUAGGAAUCACCACUUCAAUCUGCAACUUCUCGAUGUGAUGAGACAGUUGGCUGAGGAAGAAAGUAAAAGUUCAAUGCUUGAUGAAGCUAUCGAUCAUGGCAGAGGGACCCAACUCUCUGAACUUCGAAAAUUUCACACUUCUCUUUCUGAUAUCAAUUCAAAAGUUAAAAGUGAGAUCGAGGCUGCAGAAACCAUGAUACUCUUGUCACAGGAAGGAGUAGAAUUUCCUGUUACAACAAGAAACGAGAAUAUAAGUGACAAAUUUCUGUGA
Vigna unguiculata (cowpea) is the source of this 534-nucleotide messenger RNA. Its product is annotated as agamous-like MADS-box protein AGL61. Gene Ontology annotation, biological process: regulation of transcription by RNA polymerase II. Gene Ontology annotation, molecular function: protein dimerization activity; RNA polymerase II cis-regulatory region sequence-specific DNA binding; DNA-binding transcription factor activity, RNA polymerase II-specific. The record is from RefSeq and is a predicted model, not a curated record. NCBI's taxonomy places the organism in Eukaryota, Viridiplantae, Streptophyta, Magnoliopsida, Fabales, Fabaceae.